AGCAGACGAAAUCACUUCGCAAUGGCAUUGGUGUAGUCGAAGGAAGUGUGUCAAUCUGUCGUUAAAAAUUUCAGAAUUUUCUACAAAUGUAUGUUUGUUUAUAUGAGCGGAGUAUAAAAUAAGCAACAAAUAGAGUUAAAUAGCGAAUUUUCGUUCAGUGAAACGCAUUGGGAUAAAAGCUGUGACGUUUAAAUUCAAGAUUACAAUUUUUAGGUUAUGUUUCGUAUAUCUUGUCUAUCUUGUGUGGGAAACAAAUAUCAUUUAAAUAGUACGUAAAGGUGCAUAGUAAGUAGCGAGUGCAUUAAAAAUCAAUUGUCUUCAGGUUAUUACCAUAUUUCACCGUUGUUUAUUAAAUUGGAACAAAAAAAACGUGGCAAUAGUCGAUCACGACACGUCAAGCGUUUGGUUAUCGUCCCUCGAAUUUAUUGUGUUGUUUCUAUCGUAUCUAAGGAAACUGGUGGUAUCUGCGUCACCUGACCAAUAGUUUUUCACGGUAUUUAGAUAUAGACAUGCCAUUUUAUUAUGCUGGUUUUAAUACCAGUACAUUGUUCUGUAACGAUGGAGAUAUUAGUUUUAUAACAGAUUCAUUUACUGAAGUAUCGUUUCCUGGAAUUACCAACUUUCAAGUAGGUUGGAGCUACUUCCUCAUUUGGAAAGGGAACGAGCUAUACAUUUCUACUUCUAAAAAACUUGAGGAAAAUAAUAAAGAUACAGACACAGAUACAAAUAUUCAACUAAUACAACUGCCAGAAAAGUCACUGGAUAGUUGCAAGCAAGCUGCAACUGGUAGGAAUAAUAUAGUAAUUUUAUCUAAUGAUAAUGAAAUAUGGCUAUAUAAGAUCUAUGAGAAUACUUGGAAGAGGAUAAUCAAUUUUAUUGGUGAAAGCGACAAUUCAGAAAAAGAGUAUCCUAUUAAAAUAAUACAAGGAGGAUGCACUGUAGUACUUACUAAUUUAGGUCGAGCUUUUAAUGUCCCUAUUUUGAUUGAUAUACCAAAGAGGGUUCGAUUCAUAGACAUUGCUGGUGGAUUUGACCACACCAUCUUGUUAGCAGAGAAUGGUGACAUUUAUUCAAUGGGAAUGGGAACGCGUGGCCAAUUAGGACACAAUGAUUUAGAGGACUGCGAUAAUCCAAGAAUCGUUGACGCUUUAGCUGGCAUUAAAGUAACGCAGAUAUCGGCCGCGGGUUGGCAUACUGCCGUAGUAACUGAUCAAGGUGACUUAUAUACGUGGGGAUGGAACACAAAUGGAGAAUUAGGGUUGACAAAGCAAGAGAGCAAAGUAGUUGCUACACCCACGUUAGUAGAUUUCACAAACGACCAAGACGAGACUAUAGAAGUUUCUGUGAAAAAAGUUCAAUGUGGAAAUACUUUCACCAUUUGCAUGACGGAUGAUGGAACGCUUUGGGGAUGUGGAUGCAACAAAUACGGACAAUUAGGGCAAUCCCCGGAAAAACUUUCGAGUUCUUCAAAAUUUGUUAAACUCGACGUCCCUUUACGUUCGGAAUGUAUCAAAGAUUUCAAGUGUUAUGAAUGGGGUACAGUCCUCGUAACUGAUAUUGUAACUUCGUCCAAUGGCUAGUUUUACAAAGGAAAAAUAAAGAGGAUGUUUUCCGAAUA
Molecule: messenger RNA, 1618 nt
Organism: Bombus pyrosoma
Lineage: Eukaryota; Metazoa; Arthropoda; Insecta; Hymenoptera; Apidae
Product: E3 ubiquitin-protein ligase HERC2
Exons: 7
Coding region: 510-1580 (356 amino acids)
Source: RefSeq, a predicted model, not a curated record